Messenger RNA from Lachancea fermentati, 1029 nucleotides. The record is from the annotation of a GenBank genome assembly. Lineage: Eukaryota; Fungi; Ascomycota; Saccharomycetes; Saccharomycetales; Saccharomycetaceae.
AUGAAGACAGUUUUUAUUUCUGGUGCGAAUGGGUAUAUUGCCCAGCAUAUCAUUAAACAAUUACUCAAAGACAAUAAAUAUCGUGUAAUUGGGUCUGUUCGUUCAGAGGACAAAGCUGACAGAAUUGGCCAACAAUUCAAGAGCCCUAAUCUAACACUCGAGGUGGUACCUGACAUAUCAAAGCUCAAUGCAUUCGAUAAUUUAUUUCAAAAACAUGGCAAAGAUAUCAAAGUAGUCUUGCAUACGUCUUCGCCUGUUUCAUAUAGUACUGAUGACUAUGAGAAAGACGUACUCCUGCCCGCGAUAAACGGGACGAGGUCAGUUUUAGAGGCGAUAAAAAAGUACUGCCCGCAAACAGUCGAGAAAGUUGUAAUAACGUCUUCCUAUGCCGCUGUAGCUGGUUCAAAGCAGGAGUAUCAAAGAGGAACUGUGAUCACGGAAGACACCUGGAACCCGGUUACAUGGGAAGAAGCGAUCAGCGGGGCAGAGGCCUAUUCAGGUUCCAAAACAUUUGCCGAAAAGGCGGCUUGGGAUUUCUGGAACGCAAAUCGGGAUCAGGUCAAAUUUGAAAUGACAGUCAUCAAUCCUGUGUUUGUUUUUGGGCCCCAAGCUUUUGACCAAAAUGUUGGAAAAAAGCUGAAUGCUUCUUGCGAAAUCAUCAACAGGUACCUUAAUACCACUCCUGAAACUGAAGUCGAUCAGAAAAAGGCCGGGUCUUUUAUUGACGUCCGGGACUUGGCUCGGGCACACCUUGCUGCUUUUGAAAAUGCAGAGUUGGCUGGACAGCGAUUGAUCGUAGCGGCUGCCAGAUUUUCUUUUCAAGAUAUAGUUGAUGUUUUAAAUGAAGAUUUCCCUCAGCUGAAGGGCAAGAUUGCGAUAGGUAAGCCAGGUGCAGGAAAGCGAAGAUUGAAAGAAAUUUCUGUGCUCGACAAUUCGAAAACUAAGAAGCUAUUAGGAAUUGACUUCAUGCCAUUUUCCAAGUCGAUUGAUGAUACGGUAGACCAAAUUUUGAAAGCGAGGGGUCAAUGA